UUAAUUAGAGUACUUAGAUUAUUCUAAUCUGUUGUUCACCUAUUUGUUGAACCAUGAAGCCUUAAAUCAUUAUCAUGGCUCAUGGUGGUCUUCCCGAGCUUCUUCAGCAGCGGUACGACGAGAACCAUAGGGGAAGGAUGAUAUUCACAGGACAGCAGUUGGGUCCGUUACGAGCCCGGAGUGUGCACAAGAUUAAGGAGUUGGACCCUCGAUUCCACGAGCCACUCGCACGGACGGGACUACUACCUUUCGCUCUCAUGAUGGCCGGAGCUCCCAUGGAGGUGGGCGGUAGGACACCUCUGCCGGCGAUUGAUGAGGCACUGCUCACAGGUCUCGUCGACCGGUGGCGUCCUGAGACGCACACGUUCCACUUUCCUUUUGGCGAGAUGGCUGUAACAUUGAGGGACGUGGCCAUGCUGACCGGGCUACCAAUCAGGGGCGCCCCGUUAAUAGUUUCACGACCCGCAAGGGAGGAGUGGAAGGGUUAUGUUGCGGAUAUAAGCACCAAGUUCAGGCAGGCAGGUGUAAGAUCAAACUUCGGCAGGCACACCACAAACUACUCCGAUGAUAGCAGCAAGUCAACUGAACAUUGCGACCAUCAAAUACCAAGGAUGAGGGACGUCAGCGCCAAGAAACUGUACCAGGUGAAGACGUGCGAGAAGGUAUGGGAGAAGUUCAAGCAGCUCCUGUAUGCACCGGUGUUAGAGAUAUCUCUUCCUGCAGCACCGCUGACCGCUGAAUGA
Molecule: messenger RNA, 743 nt
Organism: Phragmites australis (common reed)
Lineage: Eukaryota; Viridiplantae; Streptophyta; Magnoliopsida; Poales; Poaceae
Exons: 4
Coding region: 75-743 (222 amino acids)
Biological process (GO): meristem maintenance; meristem development
Source: RefSeq, a predicted model, not a curated record